AGUUAAGCUCAAAAUCGAUCGAACAAGUAUGGCUACACUAGUAGCUAAUUCUGUUAAGGCCGUCUUGGUGGCCCCUUUUCAUAACUUCAUCCACAAAGAUUUCCAUGAAGUUGUAAAGCGGAUGACUCUCGUUGACAGGCUUCUCUUUCUCAUCAUUCACUUCGUGGACAAGCUGGGAAUUUGGCAUCGUUUGCCGGUGUUCCUGGGGCUAAUAUAUCUGGGCAUUCGUCGCCACCUGCAUCAGGAAUACAAUUUGUUCAACGUUGGCAAAACGCCAACAGGUGUUCGAUUCAACCCGGCUGAUUUUCCUUUUAGGACGGCCGACGGAGAGUUUAAUGAUCCCUUCAACGAAGGUGCUGGUAGCGAAGAUUCCUUCUUUGGGAGGAACGUUCUUCCCGUUGACCAGCGUAACAAGUUAUUGAAGCCGAAUCCUAUGGUGGUCGCAACAAAGCUUCUAGCACGUAGAAAUCUCAAAGAUACGGGGAAGCAAUUCAACAUGAUCGCAGCUUCCUGGAUACAAUUCAUGAUACACGACUGGAUCGACCACUUAGAAGAUACCCAACAGAUUGAACUUACUGCACCGGCUGAAAUCGCAAGCCAGUGCCCUCUCAAGUCUUUCAAGUUUUAUAAGACGAAGGAGGUUCCUACAGGCUUCUACGAGAUUAAGACCGGUCACUUGAACCGCAGAACACCUUGGUGGGAUGCGAGUGCUAUUUACGGGAGUGACGAGAAGAGCCUGAAACAAGUGAGGACUUUUAAAGAUGGAAAGCUCAAGAUAUCCAGGGAUGGACUUCUUCUCCACGAGGAUGAUGAUGGACGUGCCAUCUCCGGCGACGUCCGUAACAGCUGGGCCGGCGUAUCUCUGCUCCAGGCCCUCUUUGUCAUGGAGCAUAAUUCGGUCUGCGAUGCCCUGAAGAAGGAAUAUCCGGAGCUGGGAGACGAGGAAUUGUAUCGGCAUGCAAGACUGGUGACUUCUGCUAUCAUCGCAAAGAUCCACACCAUUGAUUGGACUGUUGAGCUCCUCAAAACCGACACUCUGCAUGCAGCAAUGCGGGCUAAUUGGUAUGGCUUGCUGGGAAAGAAGUUUAAGGAUACAUUUGGGCACGUUGGAGGAGCCAUCUUGAGCGGUCUGGUGGGGCUGAAGAAGCCUGAGAAUCAUGGGGUACCUUACUCCUUGACUGAGGAAUUUGUGAGCGUUUACAGGAUGCACUCCCUCCUGCCGGAUGACCUUCUCGUCAGAGACACCAAUGCCGCAACAGGACCCAAUAAAUCUCCUCCUCUGUCCAAACAGAUUGCCAUGCCCAAUCUGAUCGGUAUAAAUGGGGAAAAGGUGUUGUCAGGAAUUGGAUUCACCAGGCAAAUGGUAUCAAUGGGUCACCAAGCAUGUGGAGCACUUGAGCUCUGGAAUUAUCCUCUGUGGCUCAGGGAUGUUAUUCCACAGAAUCCGGAUGGAACCGAAAGGCCUGAUCACGUCGACCUUCCAGCUCUUGAGAUUUUUAGGGACAGGGAAAGAAGCGUAGCUAGAUACAAUGCUUUCAGGAGGGCCCUCCUGUUAAUCCCCAUCUCCAAAUGGGAAGACCUCACAGAUGAUGCUGAAUCCAUCAAAACUCUUCGUGAGGUCUAUGGUAACGAUGUUGAGGAGUUGGAUUUGUUAGUGGGGCUCAUGGCAGAGAAAAAGAUCAAGGGUUUCGCCAUUAGCGAGACAGCAUUCAUCAUAUUCGUCGUCAUGGCAUCGAGGAGACUAGAGGCAGACAGGUUCUUCACAACCAAUUUCAACGAGGAGACGUACACCAAGAAAGGUCUGGAACGGGUGAACACAACUGAGAGCCUGAAAGAUGUAUUGGACCGCCACUACCCUGAGAUGACAAAGAAAUGGAUGAACUCCAGCAGUGCAUUUUCAGUUUGGGAUUCAGCUCCCAAUGCUCGAAAUCCUAUCCCACUUUACCUGCGCGUUCCUCAGUGAAAGCGAAUUAAUUAUAGCAUCAGUUGUACUGCUUUAAGAAGUUUUGCAGGUGUCAUUCGCGCACAAACGUUGUACCGUGUUCUUCGGUUUGAAGGAAACUGUAAACUCUUUCUUGGGCCUCUGCUGUUCUCAUUACUGUUAAGUCGGCCAUAUACGUAGUUCCAGGCCUUGUUUGGAUUGCGUUACCUUUAGGCGCUGUCCUAGCCCGUUCAGAUCAAUAUCCUUUGUUAUUUAUUUAUUUAUUUUCGAGUGAAUUGCUGA
Messenger RNA from Coffea eugenioides, 2224 nucleotides. Its product is annotated as alpha-dioxygenase 1. The record is from RefSeq and is a predicted model, not a curated record. Bases 29 to 1963 code for a protein of 644 amino acids. Gene Ontology annotation, biological process: response to oxidative stress. Gene Ontology annotation, molecular function: heme binding; peroxidase activity; oxidoreductase activity, acting on single donors with incorporation of molecular oxygen, incorporation of two atoms of oxygen. The transcript is spliced from 10 exons. Lineage: Eukaryota; Viridiplantae; Streptophyta; Magnoliopsida; Gentianales; Rubiaceae.